This is a messenger RNA of Mycena indigotica, 1218 nucleotides long. Its product is annotated as Protein kinase domain-containing protein. Gene Ontology annotation, molecular function: ATP binding; protein kinase activity. Gene Ontology annotation, biological process: protein phosphorylation. The transcript is spliced from 2 exons. Lineage: Eukaryota; Fungi; Basidiomycota; Agaricomycetes; Agaricales; Mycenaceae. Bases 1 to 1218 code for a protein of 405 amino acids. The record is from RefSeq and is a predicted model, not a curated record.
AUGGACCGUUCGCAAUCCCUUCCUGAUCUCACCGGCGAGCUCGUCGACAGUGGCUCACUCGAAAUGCUCUCCAUUCUGGGCACUGGAGCUUAUGGCCAGGUCUACAAAGCACUCGAUACCUCCUCGCCACCGGACCAACCUCGAUUUUAUGCCGUCAAAUGUAUGCGUCGACACGAACACAAGUCGCGGGCAGACCGCAUCCAGCGCAACGAGCUGAGACUGCACAAGAUGGCCAGUAGCGGAGCAAAAGUCAUCGCCCUUCAUCGUGUCUUCGCCAGCGAGGAGCUUACCUUCGCCGUUUUGGACUAUAUUCCUGGUGGCGACUUUUUCACUGCACUUGUCGACCGCGAAAUCUUCCGCUACAAGCCUCUUCUCAUCAAACAAGUCUUCCACGAAAUCCUCGAUGCUGUUGAUUUCCUUCACCGCAAUAGUAUCUACCACCGUGACCUCAAGCCUGAAAACAUUCUCUGCGACGAAUCGGGACUCAAUAUUCGACUCGCCGACUUCGGGCUCGCCACACAAAUAGACUUUUCGAAUGAGUUUGGGUGUGGCUCGAGGUUUUACAUGAGUCCUGAGUCGUUGGACCGCACGAACCCCAAAGGAUGUUAUUCUGCACGAUCAAGCGACUUGUGGGCCCUCAGCGUCAUCUUCACCAACCUCAUUUCUGGCCGCCAUCCGUGGUCUUGCGCGCAAAUGGUGGACCCAAACUACGCCAAGUUCCGUGGCAACAACAAUCAUCUCUUUCGAGUAUUGAAGCUCACCCGUGAAGCAAAUGCACUCCUCAAGCGCUGUUUCGAAGAGGACCCGAGACGCAGGCCGACAAUUGCUCAAAUGAGAUCUUCAGUGGACGAAAUACCACGCUUCUCGGUCAACGAUGAACUUCCGUCAGCUACCACUGUCGACGAACAAGCAACUCCACGCGCCACCCAAACUGCAGUCAUGGAAAGCGCCCCAGUCAUGGCGUUCACCGCCUACAAUGUUUCUUGCUCUUCAUCUGCGUCUUCGUCGUUCUCGUUUGUGACAAAAAGGAUGUCGCAAGUUUCGGAGGAUAUCAUGACAAGUACUGAGCCUGAAUCAAGUCCUCCAACAACGCCGUCUUCCUCUUUUUCUUCAGAGAUGCCCAGUCCACUGUCUCCAUCGAGCUCAGUGUCAAAUGCGGCCAUCAAGGCCAAGCUUCAGCCAACGCCAAGGGCGGGAUGUCGGGUCGGUGAGGAAUGA